This is a messenger RNA of Stereum hirsutum FP-91666 SS1, 2089 nucleotides long. Its product is annotated as calcium activated cation channel. Bases 1 to 1842 code for a protein of 613 amino acids. The transcript has 24 exons. The record is from RefSeq and is a predicted model, not a curated record. Lineage: Eukaryota; Fungi; Basidiomycota; Agaricomycetes; Russulales; Stereaceae.
AUGGCUGACGAAAUCUUCCUGUCCGAUGGCGCGUCCAUAUCGUCGCUGCGGUCGGUCAACCCAUCCGUGAAUACCUUAGCUAAACUCACAAAACGUCUCCGAGCUAUGACCCUUACGCUUUUACCCCUCGAAGUCGAGCUUAGCAGUCUCAACGACCCAACAAGUCGUAUCAUUACCCCUCAGGUCAUCUCUGCGUAUAAAGCAGCUGCAGGGGACUUCACCGAAGCUCUGCCGUAUUGUCUUCUGAGAGCUCGUCAGCAAUUCAUGCUCGAUGCCAACCGGAAUGUGGCCGACUUCGACGAGAACCAGGGGCGAGCUAUUGCUUGUGAGGUCCUGGCUCGCAGAAUCACCCAUCAUGCUCCUGCGGACAGACUUACAAACAUCAUGUCCACACGGUAUCAGCACCGUCAAUCCGACGGCGAUAUCGAAUUGUCAAGUGCUUUGGAGCUUGCUAUCGACACGCAUUGUACAAUAUUCCUGUCCUCCAGCGAAUCUCAAGAUGUUGUCAACCAUAUCUGGCAAGGCUCCAUCGUACAGAAGAAUAACGAGAACCAUGAUAUUGAUUUCGUUCCCUACGACGAACACCGAAAACACACUUUCUGGGGCCACCUCAACUCAGACAGAAUUGCCGUACCUAGGUAUCAGAACGCCCUUCGUAUCGUGAUUUGGUUCGUCUUCUUGGCUGUAUACUCUCAAGCAGUCCGCGAGCCUCUGAACCAGCUUGAUCCCUCGUUCUACCGCACGAUCGACGGCUGGGAGCUCGUUCUCUAUAUACUGUCCCUCGCGUUCGCCUUCGAAGAUAGUCAUAAGAUCUACAAGCUACUCAAAUUUGCCAGCUACAAAGCCUUCAGCUUUUGGAAUAUAGUGGCCUUCAUUACUGAGAUGCUGCUCACCGCUGCAUUCGUUUUGCGCGUCGUGGGACUGACGUCUUCCGGGCCUACCCGUGACAUGUUGCGCUUGAGGAGUUUUCAAGUCCUGAGUUAUGUGUCACCCUUCAUAUGGAUGAAACUCAUAACUGUGUUUGAUGGAUACAAGUACAUUGGGACAAUGCAAAUAUGUGUCUCUCGUAUGCUUCGGGAAUCAGGGAUUUUCUUUGCCUUGUUAUCAGUCCUCGGUAUCGGCUUCCUUCAAGGACUUUAUGCUCUAGAUGCAGCGGACGGCCAGACAGAUUCGCCGGUGCAGGUUCUUAACGUCAUGGUUCAAGCUUUACUGCAAUCUCCUGAUUACACCGUCUUCGCCGGAAGUCCAGCAGGAAUGAUUCUGUACUACCUCUGGAACGUCGCGACGGUCAUCAUCUUGCUCAACGUGUUGAUCUCCCUCUUCUCCUCUGCGUACUCUGAUGUCGUAGAGGAUGCUGAGGCGGAGUAUCUCGCGUACUUUGCGGGCAAGACUAUUGGUAUGAUCAGGGCACCAGAUUCGUUCGUCUAUCCAGCACCGUUCAAUCUCAUCGAGGUCUUCUUCGUCGGUCCACUUGAACCCUGUAUGCACCCCAAAGCGUACACAACACUCAACCGUAUUGUCAUGCGCAUAGUCUUCUUCAUCCCCCUCUCCAUCAUCGCCCUCUUCGAAUCCACAUCCGCCAAACCCACAAACCAAUGGAUGUCAAACUUCAUGAACGGUGCUCCAGUGGAAGAAGACGAAGAUAAUCCUGCGGUUAGGAAUCCAGAUGUGGACGGUGAGGACGGGGAGAGUGGGUUGAAAAUAAGCAAGGUGCCGUUCGAGGAGUUGAUCAAGGUGUUUCCUAAUACGCAUGAGUCGACGGAGGUCACGAUCAUCAAGCAGAUUGAUGAGGUGAAGGCACAACUGGCACAAUUGAUGAAGAUGGUGGGAGAGAGGCAGUAGCGCGUUGCAUCUUCCAAUGUAUCGGUGAUGUACAAGGUUGACGAAUUCUUCUCGGACUGGGUUUCUACUGCUCGUGUACGGACACAGACUAUCGUCUAUAUCCACACUGUAUGGAUAUUGUGCUUUACAUACUCACGUUAGGUUCACGAAAUUCACGUUGUCAAGUACAUGUUAUGCUUUUACUAUCUGGAUCCACUAGUGUAUCACACAGAGGCUCUUGUUGACCUGCAUUGUUGUAUACAAGUUG